Hermetia illucens (black soldier fly) is the source of this 1856-nucleotide messenger RNA. It is a transcript of the gene beag, whose product is annotated as protein Red. Gene Ontology annotation, cellular component: nucleus. The transcript is spliced from 3 exons. Gene Ontology annotation, biological process: mRNA splicing, via spliceosome. Bases 122 to 1765 code for a protein of 547 amino acids. Lineage: Eukaryota; Metazoa; Arthropoda; Insecta; Diptera; Stratiomyidae. The record is from RefSeq and is a predicted model, not a curated record.
UUGACAUUUAUUGACAAGUUCAGAAUCUGACAGAUUAUCGGGUGGCUGUUUACGCAUUUGUCUGAAUAGUUUUGCUUUUCGUUCCAAAUUUUUUCCUUGUGAGCAUUUCAUAAUCUUGAAAAUGCCUCAGGAAGCUGCUUUAGUGGAGCCGCCUUCACAGCGGCUCACCAAUGAAGAUUUUCGAAAACUGUUGAUGACCCCACGGGCGACUCCAUCGUCCAGCAGUCAACAUGCAGUGGGAUCUGUGCGAGAGGCAAUGGCCAAGGCUGGCCAGAAGAAAACCACAAUGGGGCCCCCAUCCGAACGCAAUGAAGCCCGUCGCAAAAAGAAGAAUUUCUAUGCAGCUCUCAAAAAACAGGAGGACAAUAAGCUGGCGGAACUCUCUGAGAAGUACCGAGAUCGCGCCAGGGAACGUCGCGAUGGGGCCAACCCCGACUAUCAAACCGUGGAGACUCCCGGACAUACUAACAGCGCGUACCGAGCCGUUGCUCCUGAUAUAAAGUCCGGAAUCGAUGCAGCAGAACGUCGUCGUCGGCAGAUCCAAGAAUCAAAAUUCUUGGGAGGUGACAUGGAGCACACUCACUUGGUCAAAGGUUUGGAUUACGCCUUGCUCCAGAAAGUACGGAGUGAAAUCCAGUCCAAAGAAGCUGAACAGGAGAAGGAAAUGGAGAAGCUUGUCGAGGAGGCUGAGGUAAUUGAAAAGGUUGAGGAAAAAGUUUCGGAUGAGCCUGAGUUCAAGUCGAUCAUGGGGCGGAACAUAUUCAACUACGUGACAGCUUUGCGAUCGCGACAAAUUAUUCGUAAUGAAUUGUUCGCGCCAGGCCGUAUGGCGUAUGUGAUCGAUCUUGAAGACGAGAUCAAUGAAACCGACAUCCCAACAACUCUAGUCCGCAGCAAAGCCGAGGUCCCCAUCUCAAACGACGACAUCCAAACUCUGACCACCAACGACAUCGUAAUCAACAAAUUGGCCCAGAUCCUGUCUUAUCUCAGAGCUGGCGGUCGCGCGAAGAAAAACAAACGUCGCGACAAGGAUAAGCCAUUGUUCAAUGAGAAUGAGGACCUUAGGCGAUCGGGACCGACGGAUGUGGGCAUCUAUGACGACUUGGAUGAAUACAAGCCCGAUCUCGAGCGAAGAGACGGAAAAUCAAAAGAGUCGGGAAGUCGCGAUAAGAAGAAGGAUAAGUAUCGCGAUGAUAGGGAUAGGGAUCGUGAUAGAGAGGGUGAUCGGGGACGUGACCGUGAUGAGGAUGAAGAUGAACAUGAAGACCAGGCCAAGGAGAGGAAAUCUUACAAUUAUUUCGAUAAACCGCGUGAAGAGAAGGAGCCAGAGCCAGAAGUGCAGACAGUUCCACCACCACCAAAAAUCUCACAGAAUCUCAUGUGGAAAUUUUCUAAUGAGCCUGAAGGCUAUGCCGAGUGUUAUCCUGGUUUGGAGGAAAUGAAUGAUGCUAUUGAUGACUCAGACGAUGAAGUUGACUACACGAAAAUGGAUUUAGGAAAUAAGAAAGGUCCAAUUGGUCGCUGGGAUUUCGACACCCAAGAAGAAUAUUCAGAUUAUAUGAGCUCUAAGGAAGCACUCCCCAAAGCCGCUUUCCAAUAUGGUGUGAAAAUGCAAGAUGGACGUAAGACGAGGAAACAUAAGACAGAGAAAAGUGAAAAAGCUGAAUUGGAUCGUGAGUGGCAAAAGAUUCAGAAUAUUAUUCAAAAGCGGAAACUGAAAGGUGGCGAUGAUGAUGGCCCAGAAUAUAAAACGCCUAAAUAUUAACGCAAUCUAGUUUAAGUUGUAUUUAGUAUUCGAGUUGAAUUUGUCUGUCUUACCCUAAAUAAUAAAAUGAAUUUUAUUUGAUGAAAAACAA